AAUUAGCCUAAGUUAUUAAAGAUGGCGGCGGAGCGGAGUCGCUCCCCGAUGGACUCGCCGGUGCCGGCCUCGAUGUUCGCCCCGGAGCCCAGCUCUCCGGGGGCGGCCAGGGCCGCGGCGGCGGCAGCCCGGCUCCACGGCGGCUUCGACUCGGAUUGCAGCGAGGACGGCGAGGCGCUCAAUGGCGAGCCGGAGCUGGACCUCACCAGCAAGCUGGUUCUAGUGAGCCCUACAUCAGAGCAGUAUGACAGCCUACUUCGGCAGAUGUGGGAGAGGAUGGACGAGGGAUGCGGAGAGACCAUAUAUGUCAUUGGGCAGGGAUCAGAUGGGACUGAGUACGGGCUGAGUGAAGCAGACAUGGAGGCCUCUUAUGCCACCGUGAAGAGCAUGGCGGAGCAGAUAGAGGCGGAUGUCAUCCUCCUGCGGGAGCGGCAAGAAGCUGGCGGCCGCGUACGGGAUUACCUGGUUCGGAAACGAGUAGGAGACAACGACUUCCUGGAGGUCAGGGUGGCAGUGGUGGGCAAUGUGGAUGCCGGCAAAAGCACACUUCUGGGCGUCCUGACGCACGGGGAGCUGGACAAUGGCCGUGGCUUUGCCCGCCAGAAACUCUUCCGCCACAAACAUGAGAUUGAAUCUGGCCGCACCAGCAGCGUGGGCAACGACAUUCUGGGCUUUGACAGUGAAGGCAACGUGGUGAACAAGCCUGACAGCCACGGUGGCAGCCUGGAGUGGACGAAGAUCUGUGAGAAGUCCUCUAAGGUCAUUACCUUCAUCGACCUGGCUGGCCAUGAAAAGUACCUGAAGACCACGGUCUUCGGCAUGACCGGUCAUUUGCCUGACUUCUGCAUGCUCAUGGUGGGUAGCAACGCUGGCAUCGUGGGGAUGACCAAGGAGCACCUGGGCUUGGCAUUGGCACUUAAUGUACCUGUCUUCGUGGUAGUCACCAAGAUCGACAUGUGUCCUGCCAACAUCCUGCAAGAAACCCUGAAGCUGUUACAGCGCCUGCUGAAGUCACCAGGCUGUCGGAAGAUCCCUGUGCUGGUGCAGAGCAAAGACGAUGUGAUUGUUACAGCUUCCAACUUCAGCUCUGAGAGGAUGUGCCCCAUAUUCCAGAUAUCUAAUGUUACGGGCGAGAACCUAGAUCUCCUAAAGAUGUUCCUCAACCUCCUGUCCCCCCGAACCAGCUACCGGGAGGAGGAGCCUGCCGAGUUCCAGAUUGAUGACACCUACUCUGUCCCUGGCGUGGGGACCGUGGUGUCAGGCACGACGCUGAGGGGCCUGAUCAAGCUGAAUGACACUCUGCUGCUAGGCCCAGACCCCUUGGGAAACUUCCUGUCCAUCGCUGUCAAGUCGAUCCAUCGCAAGCGCAUGCCCGUCAAGGAAGUGCGUGGGGGCCAGACGGCCUCCUUUGCACUGAAGAAGAUCAAGCGCUCAUCCAUCCGGAAGGGCAUGGUGAUGGUUUCUCCACGCUUGAACCCCCAAGCCUCCUGGGAAUUUGAGGCCGAGAUUCUUGUCCUCCACCACCCCACUACGAUUAGCCCACGCUACCAGGCCAUGGUGCAUUGUGGGAGUAUCAGGCAGACAGCCACCAUUCUAAGCAUGGACAAGGACUGUCUGCGCACUGGGGACAAGGCGACUGUCCAUUUCCGCUUCAUCAAGACCCCUGAGUACCUGCACAUAGACCAGCGGCUGGUGUUCCGGGAAGGCCGCACCAAGGCUGUUGGCACUAUCACCAAGCUCCUCCAGACCACCAACAACUCCCCAAUGAACUCCAAACCCCAGCAGAUCAAAAUGCAGUCCACAAAAAAGGGCCCCCUGACCAAGCGAGAAGAGGGGGGCCCAUCUGGCAGCUCAGCAGGAGGCGCAGCUCCCCCUGGAGACGAAGCUGCUCUGGGGCCCGGGCAGGCCUCGGCGUCCAGCAGCCUCCCGCAGCCCAAGCCUAGCAGCGGGGGUCGGCGACGAGGGGGCCAGCGCCACAAAGUGAAGUCCCAGGGGGCCUGUGUGACUCCUGCCAGCGGCUGCUGAACCUCCCUCAGCUGAGGGGCCCUCGCUGGCUCCGCUCACAGCUGGGCAGAGCAGCGCCCAGCGCCAGCCGCUCACCACGGGCCACAGCGCCAGCCCUCGCUGUCCCAGCCCCAUUUUCCAGGGGGAUUGUAACUUAUAAGCUGAAGAAGGUGGCCAACCUUCCCAAGAACUGACCGAGUCCCACCUCUUCCUGCCUCCCUCCUCACUCACACAUCUUUUGUACAUCUGGGCCCUUAGUUUUUAUUCUUUUUAUUAUAUAUCUGUCUCUCGUGUGUGUGCGUGUGUGUGCGCGCGCAUGUGUGUGUGUGUGUGUGUGUGUGUGUGUGUGGCACAGGCGUGCAGCCAGCUAGGGCCCUGUCAGUCUCCUUUUUUCCUGGCCAGCUACCAGCCUCCAAGAUCUAGCCGCCGGCCUGUCCUUCUGUCUGUCCAUGUGUGUCUGUCUGGAGCCGGCUUCCUGUGCUCUCGUUAGCGGGAAGCUCCUCCACUGGGCUGCCGCCAGGAUUCAGCACUUCUGCUCUCAGUCUCAGAGAAAGAAAGCCGUGGCUUUCCCUCUCGCUCCCUCUCUCCCCUUAGCCCUCAGGCAAGUAAACUCUCCAUGAUGUGUGAGGGGAAGGCGGCAGCACCGACUGACCACCUCAGCUGGCCCUCACCACCGCAGAUCCAAAGACUCCUGCCGGGCUUCCCCCUGGAGACAAUCCUGUGCUCCCUGGGCCGGCCCCAGCGCCCUGGCUCUGCCAUCUGCCCACCAGCGGCUCCUCCGGACUUCGGCCUUUGUGGGUGGCGAGCACUGGGAACUAGACUGGGUGUGGUGCCUGUUGCCCAGCUGCUCCGGGAGCACAGCAGUUGGGCUGGAGCCUGGCUGGAUGCAGGGGGAGGGAAGGGGGAGCCGUGGAGAGAUUCUUCCAUGCCCAGCACGGCACUUCGCCCCUGGGAGCUUUGUUGCCCAGGACUGAGCUGUGCCCCUUGGCCCGUCGAGGGUGCCCGACGGGUUGGGGUGGUGUUUAGCCAGGGCAGACACCCAGCUGGCUGGGUCCUCCUUCAGCCUCGCCUCCCAGCCCUCAGCUGCCCUCUCCCGGCUGCUGGUCCUCUCUCCUCCCUCUCCCAGCUGUUUCUAGUUACUACUGCCCCGUGGCCAUGAACUGACCAGACCAGCAUUCACAAUAAAAGUUUCUUCCAAGUUGA
Molecule: messenger RNA, 3207 nt
Organism: Perognathus longimembris pacificus (Pacific pocket mouse)
Lineage: Eukaryota; Metazoa; Chordata; Mammalia; Rodentia; Heteromyidae
Gene: Gtpbp1
Product: GTP binding protein 1
Exons: 12
Coding region: 22-2025 (667 amino acids)
Biological process (GO): translational elongation
Molecular function (GO): GTP binding; translation elongation factor activity; GTPase activity
Source: RefSeq, a predicted model, not a curated record